ACAUGUGACCUCCUGACGRCGAUUAUUGGGCAGGUACACGUGUGCGUCCUGUUUCUGUCCCUCAUAUAUGGUAUCAACAAAGACAUCACAAAUUUUCGAUGUGUGACUUGUAAARCUGAACACAAAUUUCAGUGUAAUCAGGUGUAAUAAWAUGUUGUGAAAARCACACAAACAGAUAAUGUUGAUCCAGUUUUAACUAGAGUUUUGCAUUGACAAAAUUACCCCAGUUUGUGAGUGACGGUGUCUGUUUUCAAACACGUUUUUUGCAACUUUCCGAAUAAAGAAACGCAGUCAUGUUAAGUGAUGAGGAUGAUCGAGAUGUUGAUGUGGAAAGCGAUGAUGGCGAAGACCUAGAUAUUAGGCAAACUGGAGCCCGCAUGUCUUCAGGGAACCAGUACUAUUCCCAGGCAGAAAAACGGGCUCACCAUAACGCUUUGGAGCGUAAAAGACGCGAUCACAUAAAGGACAGUUUUAGUAGUUUGCGCAAUUCGGUGCCCUCGUUGCAUGGGGAAAAGGCCAGUAGAGCGCAAAUAUUGAAGAAAGCCUCCGACUACAUUCUGUAUAUGAAAAAAAAGAACAACUCCCAUCAACAGGACAUUCACGAUCUAAAGCGGCAAAACAGUCUCUUAGGGGCUCAAAUUAGGACGCUGGAGAAAGCUAAGAAAUCGGCGACAUUUCACUCGGAAUUGAGUAAGUGUAUCAUCGAAUCAGACACCGAAAGCUCAUCAGAUGGGGAUGAGGAAAUGGUGACGCAGCCCCAGAAUAAGUCGAAAAAGUUGAAAACAGCGCAUUAAUUUAACUGUGCGCAAAACGGACAAAGGCCUGGAAAGUGGUUGCAAUGCUCAUCUACGCAAACUAAGUACAUUUUUGUAUUCUAAUACAGAAACGAACUGAUUUCUGUCGAAAAAAAGCUUUAACAAAUUUAGGUUGCGUAGAAAUACGUGUACAUGGUUCGGGAGAUAAUCAAUGUAUAUUUAUUUUACUCAAUUAAUUUAUGUAUUAUCAACUUUCUGUUACAUUUCGUUAUUUACUUCUAUAAAUUUUAAAUUAUGCUGGCCACCAAAACCACCCAAUAAAGUGUAAAUACAAUAUAAA
Messenger RNA from Dendroctonus ponderosae (mountain pine beetle), 1095 nucleotides. Its product is annotated as protein max. Gene Ontology annotation, cellular component: RNA polymerase II transcription regulator complex. The record is from RefSeq and is a predicted model, not a curated record. Bases 294 to 794 code for a protein of 166 amino acids. NCBI's taxonomy places the organism in Eukaryota, Metazoa, Arthropoda, Insecta, Coleoptera, Curculionidae. Gene Ontology annotation, molecular function: DNA-binding transcription factor activity; protein dimerization activity. Gene Ontology annotation, biological process: positive regulation of transcription by RNA polymerase II. The transcript has 5 exons.